GCGAGUGAGCCUUUGUAAUGAAAGAAGGUGCUUCUAUGACUUGCUGUUAGUCGUUCUGUUGUGAUGAAACUCUUACACGGUAUUGGACGGUAACUUUUACCUUCUUGUGACAUUUGAAAGCACUAGCUGUUCAUAACAAACUACUGCACCGAUUUACUUUGUAGCAUUUAUUGAUGUAAGUUAGUCACAGAGUCGAGCGGGAGGCCCGUAUGAAAUAUGUGUGAUUAAGAAUCUGACAAACAGUUAAGUGAGGUGUAACUGCCGGCCAGAGCCAACGUUAAGUUUAAACUUGAAAGAUGGGGGACAGUUUGAUGUUGGCGAUGGUGACGACACUCGGCGUGGUAGUGGCGGCGUCAGACUACAACUACUCCCACGUGCUGGAACUCUCUCUCUUGUUUUAUGAGGCUCAGAGAUCGGGGAAACUUCCAACAGAUAACAGAGUAUCCUGGAGGGGAGAUUCUGCAUUAGAUGACCGUGGACAAAAUGGCGAAGACCUCACGGGAGGUUACUAUGACGCUGGAGACUUCGUCAAGUUCGGAUUCACGAUGGCAAGCACCACUACGCUUCUGGCAUGGGGUUAUCUCUCCUAUAGAGACGCUUACGAAUCAGCAGGGCAAGCCAAGUACGGACUGAGCACCAUCAAGUGGGCGGCAGAUUACUUCAUCAAGUGCCACGUGAGCCCAAACGAAUUGUACGGCCAAGUGGGGGACUUCAACCUGGAUCACACCUUCUGGGGCCGACCAGAGGACCUCAGCAUGUCAAGACCAGCCUACAAGAUCGACACUCAGCACCCAGGUUCAGACCUUGCCGGAGAGACUGCGGCGGCAUUGGCUGCAGUGGCCUUGGUGUUUCGCGACGUGAACCCUGGCUACUCCAGCAAGUGUCUAGAGCAUGCCAAACAGCUGUAUCGCUUCGCCAGCCAGUACAGGGGUCUUUACCAUGAGGCCAUCAAAGGAGCCGCGCAAUACUAUGAAUCCACGGACUAUGGAGACGAACUGACGUGGGCCGCAGCGUGGCUGUACAAGGCGACGGAUGACCCCCUGUUCCUGGACGAAGCAGAACACCACUACAUGAAGUUCCGGCUGAAGGAACGGCCCAACGAGUUCUUCUACAACAAGAAAGUGGCCGGUGUGCAGAUCUUGCUGGCGCAGCUGACGAGGCAGCCUGAGUACAUGGAGGCGGCACAGGCUUUCUGCGACUUCACGGUCGACUACCAGAAGAGGACCCCUAAGGGACUUGUCUACAUAGACAAGUUCGGGACCUUGUGCCAUGCUGCGAACGUUGCUUUCGUGUGCCUGCAGGCAGCGGACGCAGGCAUCUCUCCUACCAAAUACCGCGAGUUCGCCCGUCGACAGAUCGACUACAUGCUGGGCGAUUCGGGGCGGAGUUACGUGGUGGGCUUUGGUUACAAUUAUCCGAAGGAGCCUCAUCAUGCUGCUAGCUCGUGCCCCACGCGGCCAGCACCAUGCGGUUGGGACGCUUUCAAGUGGCCCCGGGAGAACCCGCAACUACUGAAGGGCGCUCUGGUUAGCGGGCCCGACGAGAAUGAUUACUACAAGGAUAAACGCGAGGAGUACGUAUACAACGAGGUGACCCUCGACUACAACGCGGGCUUCCAGUCUGCUGUUGCAGGUCUGCGGCGGCUCCAAUUGGAAGGCAUCGACAACAACAGGACGUAGAUAGAGGGCUGGAGGUCGCGCCUACCUUGCUCGAAUAUUAUAGAAUUCAAGUCAAAUUGAAUUCUGUGUACACUUGAUUGCGAAGAAAUUAGUGUGUGCCAUCAUCAUGUUUGUUUCUGCACAGUAGGGCUGGUGAGAUUUAUUGCCUGCUGGUGCCAAACUUGCCAGUGUCAUAUGGUGACGUCACUCUUUCGUGUUCCGACCUGAUCUAGGAAGACCCUUCUCACAACAUAUUUCAAUUAGUUAUUUUAUUCUGGUCCACCGCUUUCUCGGAUAAGUGAGAGUGUCACUUUAGUAUUUCUUCCAGUCAGUUUUGGCCGUGCUGUUGCGAAGAGAUUCUGUCUGAAGAACAAGAAAUCAUUAUACCGCUCAUCAUAAAUUUGAGUAACUUUGACAUAUCAAACAACACCACAAUUUCACUUAUUUUUAAUUAAACGGCUGUGGAAGAUUGUGAUGUUUGUUCAUAAGUAAUCAAGUUCAGUUUAUAAGAAUAUGUCUGGACCGUUAUGCUUUAUAUUAAACGUUAAAAAAGGGCCUCUGAAGACGAUCGUAUAGAAACUAAACAUGCGAGGCGAUUUUACUCACUCAGCCUUUUGGCAAAGUUCGUUACACUAGAUGGUUGUCUUGUGCUUAAACAAUUAACCAAAUUUAGAUUAAACACUACAAGCAGUGAAGAACAGAACCAAGGCUAUGUUAUUGCGGCGGCCCGGGUUCGAUUCCGGGGUCUGGUCAAGUUGGAUUUGUGGUGGACAAAGUGGCACUGGGUCGGGU
Messenger RNA from Cryptotermes secundus, 2450 nucleotides. RefSeq names its product endoglucanase E-4. The transcript is spliced from 9 exons. The coding region runs from base 297 to 1679 and encodes 460 amino acids. Lineage: Eukaryota; Metazoa; Arthropoda; Insecta; Blattodea; Kalotermitidae. The record is from RefSeq and is a predicted model, not a curated record. Gene Ontology annotation, molecular function: hydrolase activity, hydrolyzing O-glycosyl compounds. Gene Ontology annotation, biological process: carbohydrate metabolic process.